Messenger RNA from Sorghum bicolor (sorghum), 3186 nucleotides. RefSeq names its product kinesin-like protein KIN-13A. The transcript is spliced from 12 exons. Gene Ontology annotation, molecular function: microtubule binding; ATP binding; microtubule motor activity. NCBI's taxonomy places the organism in Eukaryota, Viridiplantae, Streptophyta, Magnoliopsida, Poales, Poaceae. Gene Ontology annotation, biological process: microtubule-based movement. The record is from RefSeq and is a predicted model, not a curated record. The coding region runs from base 304 to 2733 and encodes 809 amino acids.
GGCAAGGCAUAGGCCCCGCCCAACUCUCUUCUUCCUCCCCCGAAUUCCCAUUCCCAAUUCGCCCUUCUCAAAUCCGGCGCUCGCAUUCCCGACCCCCUCCCGCCCGCGCAGAUCUGGGAUCCGCCGCCGCCGCCGCCGCCGGAUCCCCCGCCGCCCAGCGGGGACUCGCGUGAUCCCGCCGCCGCACCCCCAGCCGCCAAGUUGGCGCCCCAGCGGAGGUCGCAGCGCCUCGCCGGCGGCGGCGCGGGCUCCGCCGCCGCCGCCGCGGGGGCUCAGCCCGGAGCCUCGGGCGCGCAGGCCGCGAUGGGCGGGGACUCGGGCGACGCAGUCACGGCGCGCUGGCUGCAGUCCGCGGGGCUGCAGCACCUCGCCGCGGCCUCCUCCGCCGCUGGCGCUGGCGGCGCCGCCGACUACCGCGCUGGGAUGCCUGCUGGGCUUGGUGGCGCUGGCGCGGGGAGCAUGCUGUCCAGCCUGCUCAUGCAGGGCUAUGGGCCAGAAUCGAUUGAGGAAAAGCAGAGGCUUUAUACGCUUCUAAGAGGUCUAAAUUUUAACGGAGAGUCUGUACCCACAUCAAUGUCUGAGCCUUACACACCAACGGCUCAGAGCUUUGGUGGUGGGAACCCUGUGGAGGGCUUUUAUUCACCCGAACUUAGAGGGGAACUUGGUGCUGGACUUCUAGACCUUCAUGCUAUGGAUGAUACUGAGCUUCUGUCUGAGGAUGUAGCGUCGGAACCAUUUGAGCCAUCACCUUUUGUCCCAAAGGAUAUUGAUGAUGAUGAUGAGGAUGUGAUAUCAGGGAGUCAACAAGUCCCAGUAGAUAAUUAUGGUGUGGUGACCAGUGAAAAAGAGAGCACUUCUCGAGAAAAUAAUGUAGCAAAGAUUAAAGUAGUGGUAAGGAAAAGACCUUUGAACAGAAAGGAGCUAUCUCGAAAGGAAGAAGACAUUAUAACUGUGCAUGAUUCAUCAUGUUUGACAGUCUACGAGCCUAAGCUGAAGGUGGAUCUGACAGCCUAUGUGGAGCAGCAUGAAUUUUGUUUUGAUGCUGUUCUGGACGAACAUGUCUCCAAUGAUGAGGUUUACCGUGAAACAGUUGAGCCCAUAAUUCCAAUUAUAUUUCAGAGAACAAAAGCAACAUGUUUUGCUUAUGGCCAAACAGGCAGUGGCAAGACAUACACCAUGCAACCUUUGCCUCUCAGAGCUGCACAAGACAUGGUUCGUCUAUUGCACCAACCUGUCUAUCGGAAUCAGAAUUUUAAGUUGUGGCUUAGCUAUUUCGAAAUAUAUGGUGGGAAACUCUUUGAUCUUCUAUCUGACAGAAGGCAAUUACUGAUGAGGGAAGAUGGCAAGAAACAAGUUUGCAUUGUUGGUCUACAGGAAUUUGAGGUUUCUGAUGUUCAAAUUGUCAAGGAAUAUAUUGAAAGAGGGAAUGCAGCCAGGAGCACAGGGUCAACAGGGGCCAAUGAGGAAUCAUCAAGGUCACAUGCUAUUCUGCAACUGGCUGUGAAGAAGCAUAUAAUUGUAAAAGAUACCAGGAGACAGAGAGAUCGUGAUGCUAAUGAAGCUAAGAAUACAAAGGCUGUGGGGAAAAUAUCAUUUAUUGAUCUUGCUGGAAGCGAGCGUGGUGCUGAUACUACUGAUAAUGAUAGACAGACAAGGAUUGAGGGAGCAGAGAUAAAUAAAAGUCUGUUAGCUCUCAAGGAAUGCAUUCGAGCUCUUGAUAAUGAUCAGAUACACAUUCCUUUCAGAGGAAGCAAGCUUACAGAGGUUCUUCGUGACUCAUUUGUUGGUAACUCUAGGACGGUGAUGAUUUCUUGCAUUUCUCCAAAUGCAGGCUCAUGUGAACACACACUAAAUACCUUGAGAUACGCUGAUAGGGUCAAAAGUCUUUCCAAGGGUGGAAACACAAGAAAAGAGCAAUCUACAGUACCAACCACCACUUCUAGCCGGGAGUCUUCGUCGGCUCCAUCAUAUCCACUGCCUGCUGAAGCUGAAGAAAUUCCUAACCAGAUUCAAGAGAAGAGACCAGUUGAUACUUUCCGGAAAGGCACUGAAAAUUUUAUCUCCAACCCUUCUGCGGAGCCUGACAGAAAUUCCUUUAGUAUGAUUCCAAGUUAUUCUAAUAGAGGGAGAGAAGAAAACGGCGCAGCAUCUGGUAGUGACAGGGAGAGGUAUGAUUUGAAGUCCACACAAACUGCUUACACUAGUAAGGCACAGUUGGUUCAGAAUUCAGCAAGCACACAGGAGGAGGAGAAAGUCACAAAAGUCUCACCUCCUCGGAGAAAGGCUUAUAGAGAAGAGAAAUCUGAUAGGCAGAGCAAUUACAUGAAAAAGGAUAAUGGUCCUGAGACAGGUCGGGCUGGGUAUAAGGUGCAGCAGGCAAAGCAGCUGCAACAGCAGCAAAGGCCAGCAUCUGCUUCAGCUUCAUCAAGGCAAUCUGAAAAGGAAAGUUCUUGUGAUGAUGUAGAAAUUGAUGCAAUUCUUGAGGAAGAGGAGGCCCUCAUUGCAGCUCACAGGAAGGAGAUUGAGAAUACUAUGGAGAUUGUACGGGAAGAGAUGAACCUUUUGGCAGAAGUUGAUCAACCAGGUAGCCUGAUUGACAACUAUGUGACCCAACUGAGCUUUUUGCUGUCACGCAAGGCUGCAGGCUUGGUCAGCCUCCAAGCACGCUUGGCACGGUUCCAGCACCGCCUCAAAGAGCAAGAGAUCCUUAGCCGCAAGAAACCUUCCAGAUAGUAUGAUCAGUGAUGGCUCUGGCCUUUUGCCUGGUAAUCUGAUUGCUACAGCUCAGUUGUGGUCCAUCAGUUGUUUUUUUUACCUGUGCUCCAGCAGUAAAUGCUAGCCCCAAGCAACGCAGUGAUAGAAGACACAUGGGAGUGUCUUGGGGGCGGUUUUGAUGGCCGUGGACAAUUUGGGUUUGUCAGGGUUGGUAACCAGUUUGGUAAUAGUCCUUUUUACAGUGGGGCUGCUUGGGUGUGGUUUUUUUUUUUUGGCGGAUGUAUGGCUUGCCCACUUUGUCUUUCUUUUUCCCCAUUUUGUACGAGGAGAAAUUGGAACUGUUGUUUGCAGAUAUCAGUGGGUCUGAUUUUCGCCGUGGGGUCUUUUGUGGAAACAGAUACAUUGUUGUUGUAUAUUCAUUACUGAUAUUAUUUGCAUUGAGGAAGGAAAGGAUGUGUGAAUGCUGAAGCA